AUGACUUCCCUGCUAUUUCAAUCCGCAGCUGCGUUGCGUUGGGGAUCCCUCGCCCAGGGCUUUGGUCUCGUGCUUGUGGUCUACCUACUUACCACGACCGUCAAAUCAUGGACUCGUUUGUCCCACAUUCCCGGUCCUUUUCUCUCUUCAUUAUCAUACUGGUCAAUGUUUCGGAUCCGCACUCGAGGCUCUCGUGCAUACACUGAGUACGUUAACCUAUCGACAAAAUAUGGCGAUCUCGUCCGUAUAGGUCCCAACGACCUGAUAACAUCCGAUGUACAACUCAUCAGGCGCAUGUCGGCGGCCAAGUCAACAUAUGGGCGGAGCAGCUGGUACAAGGCAACCCGGCUAGAUCCAUAUCAUGAUAUGAUGGGCAGCGUACUUGAUAAGUCUGUUCAUCAUUCGUUAAGGACGAAGUUGCAACCAGGAUACUUGGGCAAGGAUAUUCCGGGGUUGGAGACAAGCAUUGAUUCUGGAAUUGCGGACUUGGUGAGCUUGAUUCAAAGAAGCUACGCCAUCAAGUUUGCUUCGUCGACGCCAGAACAAAGUGGAAUUGCAGAACCUCCGGAGCGGACGCUAGUAGAUUUCGGUCGACUCGCGCACUAUUAUGCCAUGGACGCUCGCUCGAGAAUGUCCUUUGGGCAGCCUCUCGGGCUUCUCCGGAAUGACACGGACGUCUUCGGACUGGUUGCAAUAUCGAACCUGGCGAUAGAUGUCUUGCAGUUUUUCACAGAUAUCCCACCCCUCCAAUGGAUCGGCACGUCAGACCUCACUCUAAGACUGUUUGGCCCGAAGCCGACGGAUAAGAGCGGCUUUGGGAAGAUCAUGGGCCUUGCCAAAGAGCAUGUUGCCGCCCGAUUUGGACCCAACGCAAUAGACGAGCCCGAUUUGCUUGGGUCAUUUAUACGACGCGGCCUUGAUCAGCGCUCAGCGCAAUCCGAAAUUAUGUUCCCAAUGGUCGCUGGUUCUGAUACAGCAGGCAAGGCUAUAAAGUGGACACUGCAUUACAUUCUUGCGAACCAGUCUGUAUAUAAGUCUCUUGCGCGGGAAGUCGAGAAUGCUAUAAUAGACGGGAUGAUAUCAGACCCCAUCAGCUACGAAGAGGCCCAGAGACUGCCAUACCUCCAGGCGGUCAUAUAUGAGUCCCUCCGCGUGAGGCCACCUUUUUCAGGCCUAGUGAUGAAACAGGUUGGGCCUGAUGGCGAUAUCUACAACGGAAUAAUGCUACCCGCAGGCACACGAAUUGGGCAUGACAUUACGUCAGUGACUCACAAUAAAUGUCUUUUCGGCCAAGAUGCUGAUUUGUUCCGACCUGAACGAUGGCUAGAAGCUGAACCCGACACAGUGAAGUCGUGGAAGAAACAGACUGAGCUCGUCUUUGGAGUAGGCCGUUGGCAGUGCACAGGCAAGUCCGUAGCAUUCUUGGAGCUCAACAAGAUCUUUGUCCAGCUCAUCCGAAACUUUGAGUUUCAGCCCUCGAAUGCCGAAAUGAUGGUGACAAUCUUCGAUCGCAGGGAAAACGCACUAGAGAAUGCUAGCAGGACUCAAGAAGUUUGA
Molecule: messenger RNA, 1557 nt
Organism: Colletotrichum orchidophilum
Lineage: Eukaryota; Fungi; Ascomycota; Sordariomycetes; Glomerellales; Glomerellaceae
Product: benzoate 4-monooxygenase cytochrome P450
Exons: 5
Coding region: 1-1557 (518 amino acids)
Molecular function (GO): iron ion binding; oxidoreductase activity, acting on paired donors, with incorporation or reduction of molecular oxygen; heme binding
Source: RefSeq, a predicted model, not a curated record